Molecule: messenger RNA, 1101 nt
Organism: Stegodyphus dumicola
Lineage: Eukaryota; Metazoa; Arthropoda; Arachnida; Araneae; Eresidae
Product: lysosomal cholesterol signaling protein-like
Biological process (GO): intracellular signal transduction; transmembrane transport; negative regulation of BMP signaling pathway
Cellular component (GO): membrane
Source: RefSeq, a predicted model, not a curated record
UUUGCAGCCUUUCUGUUCUGAUGACAGCUCUAAUGGGCCUUCUCGUCUCUUUUGAUAACUUGGAUGAAGUAUAUUUUGUGGGGCGACCGAAGACAGACUUCGAAUUUCGACAACUUACAGCGACGACAGUACUUCUGGCCCUCUGCACUUUUGUCAUUACUGCUUAUCUUAUUCUUUAUUUCAAGAGAAGUGCCCUAACAACUUCAAUGACAGCAAACAAUGCUGAAGAUAACUAUUCUAGCAAAGAAGUAUAUGAAAACUCAGUUUUUUACCUGGAAAGUGAGGACGUAAUAUCUCAGGAAGCCAUAAAAAAAAACCCCCGCUUAGAAGUUACACUGUCUACAAUGAAUGAGAAAGUUGAAACUGAUUUCUAUUAUAAUGACGUCAUUUGCAAGAGUGUAAAUGAAACAAAUUUACAACCUGAAAACGAGUGGAAAUUCAGAAUGUUCAGCCUCCUUUUACUACUAGGCAUAGUGAUGACUGUGAGGUUGCUUUCAAAUAUAUACAAAUUGGUAAGCAGCAAGGCUUUAGAAGUCCUGAUACCACUGGAAUUUCUACAAUCUAUGCUGUUCGUGGGACAGGGUUUAUUCACGUUUCUUAAUUUUGGGAUCGAUAUUCGCACUUUAUCAUUUGGACUGAUAAAACGUUGGAGAAAGAUAAAAAAUGGAAAAGAAGAGUUUGUCCCAGGAAAACAUGGACAAGUGUAUGACGUGAUGCACGUCGGACAGCAGUUCAUGAAGUAUUACUAUGAUCACUGUUUCCGAAAUCUUGCUAAAGAGAGGAGGUGGAAAGGAAAUGUUUACAAAGAUUGCUUUUGGGGUCACCAGUUGAUAAACUGGAUGAUAGAAGAAGGAAUUGCUAAAGAUGAUGAGGAAGCUGAAGAACUAGGACAGAAGUUAUUAAUCUGCGGUGUUAUUCGCCAUUACAAAGGAGUCCAUCACUUUUACGACGCUCCAUACCUCUAUUUCUUUGUACGAAAUAUCUCAGAAUCUUCAUCUUGAUAUUAAACUCUAUGAUAAUAUGAAACAAUAUCUACUUUAUCUGCGUGUUCUGCACUGUAAAUGGUUAUGUGUUAUAAAGCUUUCGCAUAAAAGUCUGGAA